AGCCUGCAGUGGCCGGGAGUCCUUGUCACGUCCCGCCCGUCUCCUGCCACCCCCCAGGAUUAGCAGGCCGCCGGAUGAUCCAGGCCGGUGCCCGUGUUGGAGCUCAGCUGCUGGAUCAGGACACGGGCUUUGCGGGGGCCGAUGUUCUACCCCCACGCCAGCCGCGGUGACUCCCAGGAGUUUGGAACUGAAGCUUUUGCCUGGUGUUUUUGUCCCGUAGAGACGUGCUGGGACCGGUCUACCAUGGGCGAUAUUCUGGCUCACGAGUCGGAAUUACUCGGCAUAGUGAAAGAGUAUUUAGAUUUUGCUGAAUUUGAAGACACUUUGAAGACAUUUUCAAAGGAGUGCAAAAUCAAAGGAAAACCGUGUAAAUCAGCAGGUGGAUCUGUAAGAGACUCCAAAUCAUUGAUAAUUCAGAAGGAUCUCCUGGCGGCCUUUGACAGCGGCGACCAGAAGGUGUUCUUCCACCUGUGGGAGGAGCACGUCCCCAGUUCCGUGCGCGACGGGGACUGCGUGGCCCAGAAGCUGGAGUUCUACCUUCACAUCCAUUUCGCCAUCUACCUCCUGAAGCACGGGCCUGGGAGACCGGACAAGCAGGAGCUGGAUGAAAGGAUCUCUUACUUCAGAAGCUACCUGGAGACCAGAGGGGCAGCGCUGAGCCAGACCACAGAGUUCCUCCCUUUCUACGCCCUGCCCUUUGUUCCCAACCCGAUGGUCCACCCCUCGUUUAAAGACCUCUUCCAGGAUUCCUGGACUCCAGAGUUAAAGCUGAAGUUGGAAAAGUUCCUGGCUUUAAUCUUCAAAGCCAACAGCACGCCUAAGCUUGUCACCAUCUACCAGGAGAACGGACAAAGCAACAAAGAAGUGUUGCAGCAGCUGCACCAGCAGCUGGUGGAAGCCGAGCGCCGGUCAAUGACGUACCUGAAGCGGUACAACAAGAUCCAGGCCGACUACCACAAUCUCAUUGGAGUCACGGCAGAGCUGGUGGAUUCCCUGGAGGCCACAGUCAGUGGCAAGAUGAUCACCCCUGAGUACCUGCAGAGCGUGUGCGUCCGCCUCUUCAGUAACCAGAUGCGGCAGAGCCUGGCACACAGCGUGGACUUCACGAGGCCUGGGACGGCUUCCACUAUGUUACGGGCCUCCUUGGCACCCGUGAAACUGAAGGAUGUCCCUUUGCUGCCCUCCCUGGACUAUGAGAAACUGAAGAAGGAUUUGAUCUGGGGGAGUGACCGCUUGAAAGCCUUCUUGUUGCAGGCUCUGCGCUGGCGCUUGACCACGUCCCACCCUGGUGAGCAGAGGGAGACGGUUCUGCAAGCCUACAUCAGCAACGACCUCCUGGACUGUCACAGCCACAGCCAGAGGAGCGUGCUGCAGCUGCUGAACUCCAAGAGCGAGGCGGUGCGCCAGUACAUGGCCAGGCUCAUCAACGCCUUCGCGUCACUCGCCGAAGGGCGCCUGUACCUUGCCCAGAACACGAAGGUGCUGUGGCUGCUGGAGGGGAGGCUGAAGGAGGAGGACAAGGACGUCAUCGCCCGGGAGAACGUCCUCGGGGCCUUGCAGAAGUUCAGCCUCAGGCGUCCGCUGCAGACCGCCAUGAUUCGGGAUGGCCUCAUCUUCUGGCUGAUCGACACCCUGAAGGAGCCCGACUGCCUGUCCGACUACACACUCGAGUACUCGGUGGCUUUGCUGAUGAACCUCUGCCUGCGCAGCGCAGGGAAGAACAUGUGUGCCAAGGUGGCGGGCGUCGUGCUGAAAGUUCUCUCAGAUCUGCUUGGCCACGAAAACCACGAGAUCCAGCCCUACGUGAACGGCGCUCUCUACAGCAUCCUCUCUGUCCCCUCCAUCCGCGAGGAGGCGCGAGCCAUGGGGAUGGAGGACAUCUUGCGCUGCUUCGUCAAAGAAGGCAACGCCGAAAUGAUCCGACAGAUCGAGUUCAUCAUCAAGCAGCUGAACUCCGAAGAGCUAAUGGAUGGCGUUCUUGAGUCGGACGACGAUGAAGAAGAAGAAGAUGAAGAGGACCACGACGCCAUGGAGGCCGACCUGGACAAGGACGAGCUGAUCCAGCCCCAGCUGGGAGAGCUCUCGGGCGAGAAGCUGCUGACCACGGAGUACCUGGGGAUCAUGACCCACACCGGGAAGGCGCGGCGGAAGGGGCCGGCGGGCGUGCAGUGGGGCGGGGACGAGCCCCUGCGCCGGCCGGUCACCCCCGGCGGCCACAGGAGCGGGGGCCCAGCGUGAGUCCAGGCCCAAGGAGGGCAGGAGCUGCUGUUCUUUGGCUUCGUUUUGAUUAACUGCCACGUAAGAUGAUGCACAGAUUUUAAAAUGCGAAAUAAAGCGUGCGUGUUG
This is a messenger RNA of Lepus europaeus (European hare), 2346 nucleotides long. RefSeq names its product armadillo repeat containing 9 (gene ARMC9). The transcript is spliced from 20 exons. The record is from RefSeq and is a predicted model, not a curated record. Bases 142 to 2238 code for a protein of 698 amino acids. Gene Ontology annotation, cellular component: ciliary basal body; ciliary tip; centriole. Lineage: Eukaryota; Metazoa; Chordata; Mammalia; Lagomorpha; Leporidae. Gene Ontology annotation, biological process: cilium assembly. Gene Ontology annotation, molecular function: protein binding.